Messenger RNA from Myotis brandtii (Brandt's bat), 1421 nucleotides. RefSeq names its product chromosome unknown open reading frame, human C17orf99 (gene CUNH17orf99). The transcript is spliced from 4 exons. The record is from RefSeq and is a predicted model, not a curated record. Bases 57 to 962 code for a protein of 301 amino acids. Lineage: Eukaryota; Metazoa; Chordata; Mammalia; Chiroptera; Vespertilionidae.
GCCCAGCAUCGGCACCUAACAGGCGCCCGAAGGUGGUCACGAGUGAACCAGGUGCGAUGCCGGAAGUUGCCCCUCCUGCCUGCUUCUCUGAUGGGUCCAGCCCACAGGCUCUCCAGCCUGUGUCAGACCCCCCGUGGGGCCUGGGCGGGGCCCCCAGGGUCACACCAGGUCCACCCCAAUCAUCCAGGGUAAUCCCCCGCCUCGAAGUCAUAAGAUUAACCAACUCGAGCCUCAUCCUAGGAACAGGCGGACUCCAGGGCUCAGGAUUGGACACCCACCCGCCCAGCAAGCGCAGGGCCACAGCCCAACAGAGGCGGCGAGUUCCCUGCGGGGUGUGGUGGAGGCUGCUGUUGGGGGCCCAGCCCUGGUGCUGGGGCCCCAGGGCCCCCAGGGCCUCGGGGUUAUCUCCCCAAUGCAGGUCCCUCCCAGGGAGCAUCCUGGGAGUCCGGGCUGGAGGAGGCCCCACCAGGGGAGGCUUUCUGAGCCUGGGCAGAGGAGGCCCCACACCGACAGGCAUGAGGCUCCCACUGCUGUUCUGCUUGGCCGCGCUGGCACUCACCCCGGAGGCCUCCAUCGUCUCCAUCGCCUACAGAGUCCUGGAGGUCUUCCCCCAAGGCCGCCGCGUGGUCAUCACCUGCCACUCGCAGAUGGCCCCGCCCGUCACCUACUCCCUCUGGGGGAGCCGGGACAUUGAAGUUUCCAAGAAGGUGGUGAGCACCCGCGACCCCGUCUCCUUCCACAUCAACGUCACGCUCAAGUCCAGGCCAGACCUGCUCACCUACACCUGCCAGGCCAGCACCGCCUGGGGCCUGCGCCAGGCCAGCGCCACGCUGCAGAUGUACUGGGAACUGUGGGCCAGCCAGCUGCCCAAGGCCGCCACCUUCGUGCUGGCUGCCAGCCUCACCUCCAUCGCAGCCAUCACCUCGGGGAUGCUGGGCUGGACCGCGCAGAGCAGGUUGUGACCAGCAGGUGCAGGCUCAGCAGAGCCCCCACGAGCCCCGUCCUGGCCGGACAGGAGGAGCCCCUGGGAACGAAGAACAGCCCGCCAGCCCGGGCCCUGCUGCUCUGCAGCGAGGAUGUCAAGAUGGGGGUGGGGGGGUGGCGGGAAGAAGAGGUCCGGGGAAGCUGCCUGUCACCAUCCCUGCAGGUCCAGGAAGGAGGUGGGGGGACUGAAAAGGCCCAGCUGCACCCCCACCCAGGGCCUCUUCCCCCCACUGGCUCCCCUCUUCCCCGGGGGCACCCCAUCUCCUAGUGGCCAGUCCUCUGGCCCACCUGGCCAGCACCCCCUCAUUGACCUGACCAGCAAAGGAAGGCUGUCUGGGUCCCCAUCCUCAGCCUGCACCCCUCCCCUCACCGCCUUCCCUGUUCAUUGCUCUGAACCAGCUCAGGAAAGAACUGGAUUAAACUCUGCCCCUGCUGUC